Messenger RNA from Drosophila kikkawai, 696 nucleotides. RefSeq lists its product as uncharacterized. The record is from RefSeq and is a predicted model, not a curated record. Lineage: Eukaryota; Metazoa; Arthropoda; Insecta; Diptera; Drosophilidae.
CGCUAGAUGGUCAUCCUUCAUUCCGUCGAUGUUCUUCCACAGCGAUAGUCAGCCCUGAAUUGUGGUCCGUUGAGAGUGUGAGUUUUGCUUCUGUGAUAGCUAGACCCAGUGCCAAGUGUGCCUAGGAAGGAUGUUGUUCCUGGCGCCGCGCAAACAUUUGUUUGCCACCAACCUGAUCAUUUUGCUAAUGAUCUAUGUGAUGCGCAAGUGCCUGCAGCUAUUUUGCUUCAUCGAGAACCGUGGCGUUAACCCGGAGGAGGAGCAGGACAAGGAGCAGCAUGAGGUUGUCAAGCAGCGUCGUCGCCGCGGCGGCUUCAAGAUCAUCCCCGACGCCAUGCACCAGAGCAUGCAUGGUUUUGGCUACGGCGAGGGUCACUACCAGAUCUUUGUGGAGAAGAAGGAGCGCAAUCUUCCCACCAAAUCUCGCCUCAACGCGGCCACAGCCGAAGUCAAGCUGAAUCCCAAUUAGAUGAUUUUCUUGACACCAAAAGGAAAACACUGACAUCCCGCCGGAUGUCAAGGACAAUGAGCCAAUAGAGCAAGCCAUAAAAAAUAUCCUCAAAACCCAAAAGCAACCCCCAUACAUAUCCAAGUCUUCUUCAAUAGUUUUUAAAAUAAUAAUUAAUUGUACUAUCUCCCUUUUUUGUAAACCACAAAAGCGCAUUAUUGGCCAUUAAUAAAAAAAACAUACAAAUA